Bradysia coprophila is the source of this 1606-nucleotide messenger RNA. RefSeq lists its product as uncharacterized. Lineage: Eukaryota; Metazoa; Arthropoda; Insecta; Diptera; Sciaridae. The record is from RefSeq and is a predicted model, not a curated record.
UUUAAAAAGUCUUUUAAUUUAGUUCAACAUUUUUCCAUUAAAAUUGUUUACGUAAAAGUUCAAAGGAAAAUAUAAUGAAAUCAGAAGCCGAUAAAGUUCAUUGGAAUAGUCAAUGGACUGUGAAUGAUAAAACCCGUCUAUAUAAUGCUUUGAUAACUCUUCAAGAUAAAGACUGUACUCUGCAAACGUUGAAACAGAAAGUUCAGCAAAAGGAAAAACUUGCGAAAAUUAAAAGUCUGCGGAAACAAAUUAAAAAAAAUCGCGACACAUUGAAUUCAAUUAAAAAGGAGGAUAUGCAGCGGUUGAAAAGGACUCUUCAACGGCACAACGUGCAUAUUCUAAAUGAGGAGCAUACAUUCGAAACCAUUUCGAAGAAAAUCGAUUACAAAGUCUUUACAGAGACUAAUGAACUGAAUCGAUUAGUACAGGAGGAGGAAAACUUGUCGAAAAUCUACGAAACGAAAUUGAUCGAUUUAUCGAAAGUUCAAGACAGAAUCGUGCACAUCGAUCAGUUUCAGUUGUUUGAUGAGGUUGUCUCGAAUAGGUUGCGAUUGGACAUAAAAAACUGUGAUACGAGAACCAGUUCAGUUAGAGCAAUUAACCGAUUGUGCCACAAAGUUAUCGACAGACUUAUUCAAGAUUUCCGUUCUUUUGAUCCAGCAUUAAAUGCAUUGAAGGGCGACAUCAAAGAACAAAACGCGCUACUUGAAGCGAUUAUAAAAUUGGAAGUACCAGCCAAUAAAGAUCAUCAGGAUUUGUUUAUGGAUUGUAAGACACUCAAAGUUAAAGUGGACAAUGAUAUGAAGAUUAGAUUAGCGACAUUGAACGAAUUUACGAGUAAGAUUGUAACCAACAACGAAGCAAUGAAGAGACUUAUUAUGACCGAUGAAGAUGGAAAGGCAAAAUCAAAGCAAAAGCCUGGUGAAAGGGUAGGUUUUACCGUUGAAGAAGAAAAUAUUCUCCUAGAAGAAAUGAGUAAAGUAAAACCUGAACCUGAAGCUUUAGAAGGAGAAGAAGAUCAACUAAAUCCAGCUGAACGAGCUAAAAGACAUAACGAAAUGGUAAUUGCUCAACUAAAGGCCGAUCUUGAGGUGGAGAUGGCUCAUAAAAGUCUAAUCGAAAGUGAUCUAAAAUUUGCUGAGAAGAUACUAAUCAAGAUACAGUCGUCGUUCAAACAUUUCAAGCAAGUUCUUCGACAAGUUGGUGAAGACUACGAAGAUCAAGUGGACCUCGAGUCAUCAUCAGGCGAAACUGAUUUUCUCGUCAGCAUUGUGUUGCAUCGGUGCAAAGUGAUGAUGGCUAUUUACAAUGAAACACGUUCAAAGAAAAAAACUCCGACUAACAAAAUGAUUCUAUUUCCUGCUGAUGCGGAAGAACCAUCUCACAAUGAAAUGCAGAUAAAUAAGGACCCAGAUAUUAUGGACGAUCCCAGUGUACCCACACGAGACAGAAUAAAGGCUCUUAGUGCGAAAUUGGUUGAAUUAAAUGUGCAGGAAGAUCUGUAGUUUGGAGAAUCAUUAAAUUUUUCCUUCAUUUUCUAAAUUUGUUGUUUAAGAACAUUUCAUUAAACAUUGUGAAAGAAAGAGACAAGAUACAUUUUUUCAGG